GAUCCUGGGGGAGGAAAGAACGGAGGGGUCGGGAAGCCCCUCUUCAGUGGGCCCGCUAUGGGCAGGAGCAAGGGCAAGGCCCCCCAGCGCCCGGAGGCACCCGGGAGGCCGGCCUCGGGGGAGCAGGAGUCCGGGUCGGCCAGCGCGGACUGCGCGCCCAGCCAGGAGCGCCGACAGGGCCGCGGCAAGGCCCGCGGCGCGAGACGGGUCCUGGAGCCCGCCACCGCGGGAGGCCAGGGGACCCCCGAUCGCAGGAAGCCCACCGCAGAGGGGAACGGCGGCUGCACACGGCCAGGGACUGGGCCGCCCAUGGAGGGUCAGGAGAGAGGAGGCAGCGCGCGGCGUCGGGGACGCGGGCCUAAGGACAGCCGCGAGCCCGGGGACAGCCGUGCGGGGCGGGGGGCGGAGGGGAGUCUUCCCCGAGGAGAGCAGACGGGCGAGCGCGGCCGCUGCAGGAGGAGAGGAAAAGCGCGGGGACCCUCGGCUCGCCGGGGCGGCGGAGAGACCCGAAGCCUCGGUGGGGACACGUCGGGCGGAGACGGGGGCAGCUCCUGCCCGGACAGCGAAGCCCCCGAGGCCCGGGAAAGCGGCAGUCAGAGCGGCGGGGCCCGGGAGCUGCGGCCCAAGUCGGAGCAAACGGACACGGGCUCCGGAGGCACCCAAACCGGGCCGGAGUCAGCGCUGGAGCUGGGCGAGCGCCUGAGCAGCGACGGCCCGAGCGGCAACGGCAGGGGUAGCGACGAGCCCCCCGCCGAGCCCCGGAGCCAGGAAGGGUCGUCGGGGCCGGGGCCCCAGGGAGCAACCGAGGAUUCCGGGACAGACACGGACUCGACUCUGGAGGGGGCCGGCCCUGGACGGGAGCCACGGGCAGCCCCAGGAACGGCGAGCCGGGCCACGGAGGCUGAGCCGGACCGAAAAGCCGCGGCCUCCAGCCCCCGCGAGGGCAGCCGCGCGCGCGCCCCCUGGAGCUGGCGGGCUUCUCGGGACUCCAGGUCGGCCCGGGACGCGAGAGACAACAGGACGCAGGCGGAGACUGAGCCGCGGGGCGCCGGGCCCGGGAGAACCGAGGUCUCGACUGCCCGGGCUCGGUGCCGCCAGGUCGGAAAGGUGGUGGGGAAGGUGCAAGUGGCGGCGGGGGAGAGCGAAGCGGGGGCUUCAGGGAGAGACCGGCCGGGGGACUCAGCGCCGCUGGUGGCCCUCGUGGCGCUCCGCAGCCUCCGCGCGAGGUCCCCGCCAGGCCCCGCUCCCCAGGCCGCAGGUCCCCGUCGCGCCGACCUCAAGUGGCGGUUCCUGCGCGUGGCCCGGGCCCUGGGCCUCCUGCGGUGGCUGCAGCGGAGGCUCCGGCGGGUGGCAGGCGAGGGGCGGGGAGCCCGGCAGGGGGCGGGCGAGGGGCGGGGGGCGGGGCCGGCGGAGGGCGAGGGGCGGGGCCGCGGGCCGGGGCUGCGGCGCCGUCUAGCGCUGCGCCUGGCGGGCGUAGCUGGGCUAGGGCGACCGCCGAGGGCUCCCCCUGGCGACGGCCCGAGCUCCCCUCAGGUUGCGGAGACCCCAGGCCCCGACGAGCCUUCUGAGGACCAGGACCCGACUCCCGAUCCCAAGUUCGCGGUUGUGUUCCCCAGAAUUCACAGGGCGGGGAGGGCAUCGAGCAGCCGGAUUUCGGAGGAAGCGUCCGCGGACGCCCCCUCCGGGGAGGGGCGCGUUUGGGCCUGUGCAGAGGCUUCAUGGGACAGUGAGGGACGCAGGGCCAGUGGAGAAGAGGCGGACGGACUCCGCCGCGGCUCUCUUCUCGGCGUGACUCCCCCCGCUGAGUCCCCACUCGACGACAGCGGCUCCAGCAGCGAAGCGGAGCCCGAGACCUUGGAAGCCGAGGCUCCGGUGCACUGGGCGCAGGGCUCCGAACCCCGCGAGGACCCUGGUCCUGGCACCGCCGCACUGCUGCCCCGACUCGCCUUGGAGACCCGCCUGCGGCGGGAGAGGGGCCCGGACGCCGGCGGGUCCCCGAGGGAGCGGUGGGAGCCCGAGGAUGAGGCCGAGGAGGCGCUGGAGAGGGACCUGGAGCUGAGCCUCGGGCCGGGCCUGGAGGCGCCGCCCUCCCCGGGUGCCGAGGGCAGGAGCCUCGGGGCCGGCCUGGAAGACACCGAGGACCUGGCCCGACUGCGACCGAUGUGUGACAGCUCCGUGCUGCUGUGCCUCAAGAAGAGGUUUCACCUGGGCCGAAUCUAUACCUUUGGGGGACCCCUCCUCCUUGCUCUGAACCCCCACAGGCCCCUGCCUCUCUUCUCUCCUGAGGUCCUGGCCAGCUACCGCCCCAGGAAGGCCCCCAACACCACCCCACACAUCUUUGCCAUCGUGGCGUCAGCCUAUGGCCUGUCUCAGAGCACUGGCCAGGGCACGUGCAUUCUUCUCAGUGGGCAGAGCGGCUCAGGGAAGACAGAGGCUUCCAAAAAGAUUGUGCAGUUCCUAAGCAGCCUGGAGCAGGAGCAGAUGAGAGACAGGGGAUGUCAGCUGGAUGGCGUGCUGCCCCUGCUCAGCAGCUUUGGCCAUGCCAAGACAGUCCUCAAUGCCAACGCCAGCCGCUUCGGCCAGGUCUUAUGCCUCUGCCUGCAGCAGCCCCUGGGUUGCAUGCACCCUGGGCACCCCCACCCAGACUCCUGUGCCCACAGAGGAGUCGUCGUGGGAGCUUCUGUGUCACAUUAUCUGCUUGAGACCUCAAGGGUGGUGUUUCAGGCCCAGGCUGAGCGGAGCUUCCAUGUUUUUUACGAGCUGCUGGCAGGGCUGGACCCCAUGGAACGGGAGCAGCUCUCCCUACAGGGACCAGAGACCUACUACUACAUCAACCAGGGCCAGGCCUGCAGGCUCCAGGGCAAGGAAGAUGCCCAGGACUUCACAGGACUGGUGAAGGCCCUGCAGGUGCUAGGCUUGCGCCCUGAGGAGUUGACCACAGUCUGGGCCGUGCUGGCCUCCAUCCUGCAGCUAGGCAACAUCUGCUUCUCCUCUUCAGAGCGAGAGUCCCAGGAGGUGGCUGCUGUGUCCAGCUGGGCCGAGAUCCACACAGCUGCCCGGCUGCUCCGGGUGCCACCCGAGCGCCUGGAGGGGGCUGUCACCAGGAGGGUCAUGGAGACGGCCUAUGGCCAGGUCUGGAGAUCCCUGCCAGUGGAAAGUGCCAUUGAUGCCAGGGACGCCCUGGCCAAGGCACUGUAUUCGCGGCUCUUCACCUGGCUUCUGAGGAGGACCAAUGCAAGACUGGCACCGCCCGGGAAGGGAGGCAGCACGGACACCGUCACUGUCGUGGACGUCUAUGGCUUUGAGGCGCUGCGGGUGAACGGCCUAGAGCAACUGUGCAACAAUCUCGCCAGCGAGCGCCUACAGCUCUUCUCCAGCCAGAUGCUGCUGGCCCAGGAGGAGGAGGAGUGUCGGCGAGAGUUGCUGCCCUGGGUGCCCAUCCCCCAGCCUCCGUGGGAGUCCUGCCUGGACCUCCUAGCAGACCAGCCCCACAGCCUCCUGAGUAUCCUGGAUGCCCAGACAUGGCUGUCCCAGGCCACGGAUCACACCUUCCUCCAGAAGUGCCACUACCACCAUGGUGGUCACCCGUGCUACGCCAAGCCCCAGCUGCCCCUUCCUAUCUUCACUGUGCGGCAUUACGCAGGGACCGUCACCUACCAGGUUCACAAGUUUUUAAACAGGAACCGGGAUCAUCUUGACCCUGCCGUGGUGGAAAUGCUUGCCCAGAGCAGCCUCCAGCUGGUGGGCAGCCUGUUCCAGGAAGCAGAGCCCCCAUCUGGGGGAGGUCGAGGCAAACCCACGCUGGCCUCUCGCUUUCAGCAUUCCCUGGGGGACCUCAUGGCCCAGCUAGGCAGGAGCCAUAUCUAUCUCAUCCAAUGCCUCAACCCCAACCCCGGAAAGCAUCCAGGCCUCUUUGAUGUGGGACAUGUGGCAGAGCAGCUGCGCCAGGCAGGCAUCCUGGAGGCUGUGUGUGCCCGCAGUGCCAACUUCCCUGUGCGCGUGCCCUUCCAGGCCUUCCUGGCCAGGUUCCGGGCCCUGGGGACAGAGGGGCAGGGAGAACCCUCUGACCGGGAGAGGUGUGGUGCCAUCCUGAGCCAGGUGCUAGGGGCUAAGUCACCCCUCUGUCACCUUGGAGCCACCCAGGUCCUGCUGCAGGAGCCGGGCUGGCAGCAGCUGCAGCAGCACUGGGCCCAGCGGCGCUCGCAGAUGCUGCUCACCCUGCACCGAGGCCUCCUCACCUGCAUCUCCCACCAGCGCCUCCGCCUCCUGCCACGGAUGCAGGCUCGUGUGCAUGGGCUCCAGGCCAGGAAGCGGUACCUCCUGCGGCGGGCAGCUCUGGGACAGCUGCACACCAUCCUGCUGGUGGCCCGGCCCCUGCUCUGGAGACGGCGGAGACUGCAGCUUGGGCAUUGGUGUGGCUGGCACGGCGGCAGGGCCUCCGAGAAAGUGCCAAGCAUGGAGCUGGGGCGCCUGGAGAUCCCGGCCGAGCUGGCUGUCAUGCUGAAGACAGCGGAAGGCCGCCAGCAUGCCGUAGCAGAAAGCAUCACCGAGUCCCUGCCCCCGGAAGUCCCUGCCCGGCCCAGCCUGACACUCCCGCUGGACAUUGACCAGUUCCCCUUCUCCAGCUUCGUCUCCAUCAGCUUUCAGGAGCCAUCCUUGCCCAGCCCUGGGCAGCUGCUGGCCAAGCCCCUGACCCGACUGAAUGGUGAGAACCCUCAGCAUGCCCUGGAUAUCAACAAAGUGAUGCUGCGGCUCCUAGGGGAUGGGUCCCUGCCACCCUGGCAGGAGCAGAUCAUGGGUGAAUACCUGGUGAGACAGGGGCAACGCCGGCCGGGGCUGCGGGACGAGCUUUUCAGUCAGCUCGUGGCCCAGCUCUGGCACAACCCGGACGAGCAGCAGAGCCAGCGUGGCUGGGCCCUCAUGGCCAUCCUGCUCAGCGCUUUCCCCCCAAUGCCUACCCUGCAGAAGCCACUGCUCAAAUUUGUGUCCGACCAGGCCCCCAGAGGCAUGGCAGCUCUGUGCCAGCACAAGCUGCUGGGGGCCCUGGAGCAGAUGCAGCUGGCCCCUGAGUCUGCACGGGCCCACCCACCUACCCAGCUGGAGUGGACGGCUGGACGGCGGCGGGGCCGCAUGGCGCUGGACGUCUUCACCUUCAAUGAGGAGUGCUACUCGGCCGAGGUGGAAUCCUGGACCACGGGGGAGCAGCUUGCCGGGUGGAUACUGCAGAGCAGAGGCCUGGAGGUGCCACCUCGUGGCUGGUCCGUGUCAUUGCACUCCGGGGACUCCUGGCAGGACUUGGCUGGCUGCGACUUCGUGCUGGACCUGAUCGGCCAGACGGAAGACCUGGGGGACCCGGCUGGUCCCCACAGCUACCCCAUCACUCCCCGCAGCUUAGCUGAGGACAUCCCCCCGGCCCCUGGCGUCCAGGCCCCAUCACUGCCCCCAGGCCCCCCUCCAGGUCCAGCCCCAACACGGCCCAUCAGGAGCCACACAGAUGGGUCCCAGACCUCGGGGAGCCUGGACGGCUUCCUGGACCACCUCUUCGAGCCAGUCCUCUCCGGGGGCAACAGUGAUCUGGAGCAAGGCUGGGCUCUGAGAGGCCGCAUGAAGGGAGGGGGUGCCAUGGGGCCCAUGCAGCCAGGCAGCUACCCCAUGAUGUACCCAGGGAUGGUGCAGAUGCCCGGAUACCAGCCAGCCAUGAUGCCUGCACCCAUGCCCAUGAUGCCUGCCAUGGGCGUAGUCCCCCCCAUGCCAGCCAUGGUGGUGCCACCACAGCCACAGCCACAGCCCCUGCCUCCCAGCGUGGAUGCGAGGCAGCUGGCGGUCCAGCAGCAGAACUUCAUCAACCAGCAGGCGCUGAUUCUGGCCCAGCAGAUGACCACCCAGGCCAUGACCCUGUCCCUGGAGCAGCAGACACAGCAGCGCCGACGCCAACGCCAGGCCCCAGCUCAGGCCCCUGUCCCUGAAGCUGCCUCCCCACCCCCACCCCCACCCCCAGCCAUCACCCCCAAGCCCAAGAAGCCCCAGGUCCCCCAGGAGGAGCCAGAGCGAGAACCGGAAUCGGUGGAUGGCUGCCUGAGACAGGAGACCUUACAGGAGGCUGAAGACAGGCCCCAGCGGCCCAAGAGCUUCCAGCAGAAACGGGAUUAUUUCCAGAGGAUGGGGCAGCAGCAGAUCAAGGUGAAGACGGUGAAGCCUCCGGCCAAGGUGCAGAUUCCCCAGGGAGAGGAGCAGGAGGAGGAGGAGGAAGAAGAGAGACCGAAAGCAGUCCCGUCCCCUCCUCCACCCCCACCCCCACCCCAGGUAGUGAAGAAGCCACUGACACAAGGUGGGGCCAAAGCUACGAAGGAGGCUGAGGCUGAGCCGACCCAGGAGGUGGGGCCUGGCAGUGAUCGGCUGGCCCAGGGUAGAGCUGUGGUGCGCAGCUCAGACCCUGCGCCCCAGCGGGCAGAGCCCAGCAGGGAAAUCCGAAACAUCAUCCGCAUGUACCAGAGCCGCCCGGGCCCCGUGCCUGAGCCUGUGCAGCCGUCCAGGAGGCCCCCCAAAAAUUUCAUGAAGAAAAACAAUCCUAAGGACGAGGCUCUGGCUAAGCUGGGGAUCAAUGGUGCCUACUCAUCCCCUGCGAUGCUGCCCCCCAGCCCCGGGAAGGGCCCCCCACCAGCUGUGGCCCCUCGACCCAAGGCGUCGCCACGGCCUGGGUCCUCCACCACCAUCAAGGAGAAGCAGGCACCCCUUCGUGAGGUGUUUGGCCCGACCCCACCCACUGCCCAGGCACCCCCACCUCCACCAGCGCCUCCACUGCCUCUGCCCGGGGACCUGGGGACCCCUUCUGCUGAGCCCCGUGGCUCGACGGUGCCCAUGGGGGACCAGGGGGUCUCCACCCAGCUGCUCGUGCCCUCCGGCAGUGUGUGCUUCUCCUAUGCCAGCACCUCCUGGAAGUUGUUCCUUCGCAAGGAGGUGUUCUACCCCCGGGAGAACUUCAGCCAUGCCUACUGCCUCAGGCUUCUCUGUGAGCAGAUCCUGAGGGACACCUUUGCCAAGUCCUGCAUCCGAAUCUCCCAGGAUGAGCGGCGCAAAAUGAAACAGCUGCUGGGAGACCUAGAGGUCGGCCUGGAGUCACUUGACACCACUGAGGACAGUGUCAAGAAGCGCAUCGUGGUGGCCGCUAGGGACAACUGGGCCAAUUACUUCUCACGCAUCUUCCCUGUCUCGGGUGAGAGUGGCAGCGACAUGCAGCUGCUAGGUGUAUCCCACCGGGGGCUGAGACUGCUCAAGGUGACCCAGGGCCCCAGCUUCUACCCUGACCAGCUGAAGACUCUCUGCUCAUACAGCUUUGCUGAGGUCCUGGGUGUAGAGUGCCCAGACAGCUCUACCCUGGAGUUGUCACUGAAGAGUGAGCAGCUGGUGCUGCACACAGCCCGGGCGAGUGUCAUCAAGGCCAUGGUUGAGCUGUUCCUGAGGGAGCUCAAGAAGGACUCUGGCUACGUCAUCGCCUUGCGAAGCUACAUCACUGAUGACAGCAGCCUCCUCAGCUUCCACCGUGGGGACCUUAUCAAACUGUUGCCAGUGGCCACUUUGGAGCCAGGCUGGCAGUUUGGCUCCACUGGGGGCCGCUCCGGACUCUUUCCUGCCGACAUAGUGCAGCCGGCUGCUGCUCCAGACUUUUCCUUCUCGUCGGAGCAGAGGAAUGGCCGGCACAAGAGUCAGCUGCAGCACAGAGAGUCAGGACUGUGGGAUAGGGCGCCGGAGCACCCCGCCUUCCCUCAGAGCCAGGCACACAGUGAAGACUCGGAGGCCACCAGCCUACCCCCCUCUAUGGCCUACCUCUCUGUGUUCACGGACUCCCACAACUACACCAUGCAAGAAUUUGCCCUGCGCUACUUCCGGAAACCCCAGGCCUUGCUGCACCAGACAGGUGGAGGUGCUGAGCAGAAGGCCCCGGCCAGCUUGGUGCAGUACACCAAGGCUCCCAUCCAGGAAUCGCUCAUCAACCUCAGUGAUGAGGGCAUGAACAGGCAGGCUGUGGAAAGCUUCCAGGCGCUGAUGCAAUUUAUGGGGGACCAGUCUAAGCCGCGGGGCAAGGGUGAGAUGGAGCUCCUGUAUGAGCUGCUGAAGUUGUGCCAGGAGGAGAACCUCAGGGAUGAGAUUUACUGCCAGGUCAUCAAGCAGGUCACAGGACACCCCCGGCCGGAACACUGUGCUCGAGGCUGGAGCUUCCUCAGCCUCCUCACCGGCUUCUUCCCGCCGUCAACCACUCUGAUGCCCUACUUGACCAAGUUUCUACAGGAUUCAGGCCUGAGCCAAGAGCUGGCCCGGACCAGCCAGGAGCACCUCCAGCGGACAGUUAAAUAUGGGGGACGGCGGCAACUGCCCUUCCCGGGUGAAAUGCAGGCUUUCUUGAAAGGGCACACUGUCCGCCUGGUUCUAAUUCACCUGCCUGGGGGUGUGGAUUACAAGACCAACAUCCAGACUUUCACAGUGGCAGGAGAAGUGCUGGAGGAGCUGUGCGGGCAGAUGAGCAUCAUGGACCCCCAGGAAGUGCAGGAAUUUGCCCUCUUCCUCAUCAAAGGGGAAGGUGAGCUGGUGCGGCCCCUGCGGCCCGACGAGUACCUCAACAGCGUGAUGGUGGAUAAGGACGUGAGCCUGCACAGCCGGCGGCUUGGCUGGGAGACCCAGCUGCACUUCGACAAUCCCACCUACAUCAGCACCCACUACAGCCAGGUGCUGCGGGACUACCUGCAGGGGAAGCUGUUGGUCAGUGCACAGGCAGAGGACCUACUGGCCAGGCUGGCCGCCCUACAGCACCUCAGCAGGGCCUUUCAGGAUACCCCCUCAGAGCAAGACCUGUUGGCUUACUUGCCAAAGACACUGCAAUGGCAGGUGAGAAGGGCCACCAUAAGGAUGCUGAUGGGCCAGGAGCUGAGGCGGCUGAAAGGAUGCACCUCCCAGGAAGCGCAGACCAGCUUCAUCGAGGCCGUGAGGCAGCUGCCCCUCUUUGGCUACACUGUCUACGUGGUGCUCCGAGUAAGUGAGGUGGCCCUGCCUGGACCUGGCUUCCUGGGGCUGAACCGCCAGCACAUCAUCCUCAUGGACCCCAGCUCCCAGAAACUGUGCUGCUCUGUUGCCCUGAGGGAACUGCAGCGGAUCCACCUGCUGAGCCCACUGGAGGAACAGGGGUCCCCUGGCCUGGAACUCAACUAUGGCUCGGCUGACAGCCCUCGGACCAUCUGGUUUGAGCUGCCACAGGCCCAGGAGCUGAAGCACACCAUCACCUUCCUGAUGCACAGCGGCAUCGCCUCCGAUUAAUGGCCGGCCUCACCCAGGAGGAGUGGGGGAGGGGCAGAGAGGAGGAAGGGGCCUCUCCCUGGCCCAAGUCUCACUUGGACAGUCUCCCUUGGGUGCUGUCAGGCCAUUUUGGUGUGGACUUCACCACUUGGCUGUUCUGGAACCUACCGCAGCACAGCCCGGCUAGCCCACGUGGAGGCCAUGAGGCAGGAGCUGCUACAGUGAUGUCAACUGGGAAAGACAGCAGCGAGACUCCCUCAUGGUGGGCCUGGGGCGGGGCUGCAGGAACUCAGCUUGGGCAUCUGAUGUUGCCCAGUCUCAGGGAGAUGCCCACCUGGCCCCAGGCCCUGGCUCAAAAUCAGCAGGAACCCAGCCUGGGAGAAGCAGCUGCUAAAAUAAAACACCUGAGAGAAAAGAGCUGCGUGUGCAUGCGUGUGUCAGAAUAAACAGGACUUUAUUCCUCCGG
Equus caballus (horse) is the source of this 9751-nucleotide messenger RNA. It is a transcript of the gene MYO15B, whose product is annotated as myosin XVB. Gene Ontology annotation, molecular function: ATP binding; cytoskeletal motor activity; protein binding. Gene Ontology annotation, cellular component: myosin complex; cytoskeleton. Lineage: Eukaryota; Metazoa; Chordata; Mammalia; Perissodactyla; Equidae. The record is from RefSeq and is a predicted model, not a curated record.